CGCAACUUAUAAUAAAAAAAAUCUUUUUGCGUCACGUCACUUAUUCUAUUUUGUUCCUUCCCCUUCCUUCAGCGCUCGGAUUUGUUUCGUCUUGCUCAACCCAUCCUCCUGGCUCGUCCAGGUUCUGGAAUACACCACAGAUCCUGCAAUAUCUCCAAGACGACGAUAUGACAUGACGGCAUAAGGCAUCGCCAAGACAAGGCCUAAGCUGUGAGACAAUAUUACAAUAUUACACAGCUUGUUCCUUGAUCGAGAUGAGCGCCGCUUGAUGUCGUCUGGCACCAGAUCAAGAUACUCAUUUUAACCACCUCUUAACCAACCCAUGGGCCUAAGAAUUUGUCACCAUGGCGGGCGAGUCAGAUGGUGAUCCCUUUGACUGGGACGCCGAGUUGCUCAUCAAAGAGCUUUGCGGCGACCAGCGGCCUUGGGCUCCUGCCGUGCUUUCCAGACGCCCCGACCCGGAGUCCCUUGCCAAGGCUCUACGAGAGAAUGAUAUGGAUGGAGAGACGCUCCUUAGCUGGGAAGACGUCUUCAAAUCUCUUGAUGGCCUCUUUAGGGACCUGGGGGUCGCCAGGCCAGCUCACAGGAUGACCCUGGCAAGGGCCAUUGUCUACCUGAAGAAGCGCAGCCCCAAGUAUCGCAAAGCAAGGGCGCAGUACGCCGCGGAAAAUGAAAUAGACGUAUCCGAAGAUUUAGACGUGAACCCGACGAAGCUGGGUCGUGCCGCGACCCCAACCCCGAUCACCACCACCAUCACGAACACGACGGGGCCUGCAACUGCAAUUAGCAACGAGCCGCCAACCGAAUCACCUACUGCUAAUGGUCACUCCCAGGACGACGUUCUUCAGAACGACCUUCUACAGAAGGAACUUUGGCAGGACGCUUCGGACCGUCAUCCUUCCCCCCCGCGUGAACCAUCCCCUCAUCAUCAUCCUCACGCGGCGGACGAGCCUGAACCGCCACAUGCCCCAGAACGCCCUCCUAAGAAGAGACGUCUGGCGCCACAGCUUGUCUCGGCAACCGUCAGUGCAGGACCUCGGGCGCCAAUCCCCACGGCCGCUGAUUCACUAUCUGUCCUGCCCGGACGGUCUAUCGAAUCGCUGGACUAUCGCACCCGGAGUACCUAUCUUGGUAGUGGCAAACUGAUUACAUCGGAACUAGUUCCGCGCUCCAUGGCAUCUGUGUCCAACAACGGUCAAUCAUCGGCAGAAGACUCGUCUGUCGAAUUUGCCUGGGCUCGGUCACGUAGCAUCCCUCCGGGCAGACGUUUACAGGUUCAUCGAGCCAUGCGAAGACUUCAACGAUCAAACGACAACACACUCAGACAAAUCAAAAAUGGCUUCGCUCCAUUCGUUGAGCGGCCAGAAACCCCCGAAGGCGCCUCGGAGGAUGGCGUGCUUCCGAUCUUCGGAGAUUCUGGCGACGAGGGUGGCUACGAUUCGGAAACGCUGAGGGAAAUGGACGAGGAGGAAGCCGAGGCCCGCGAGGAUGCGCCAUCUAACAAAUUAAGCAAAGAUCGAGUGGACGCAAUCCUAGAGGACGCUAUCCAGGGAUACAUCGACGCUUGGACUGAAUCGAAACUUCCCAAAUACCAGUGGAAGGCGAACCGACUCUGGAACCAAGCCCGACGUCGCGACCGGAACCGGGAAAUCAUGAAGUCGGCCACUCGCGUCGCCGAGCUCAAUGCUCGGAUCCAGAAACUCUGCGCCGAAAUUCGCAUUCAAGACUGGCCCAAAGAAGAUCAUUUGCGCCGACAAGCUCGUUGUCUCGAACCUAGUGUUGAUGACCGCCAGUACUAUUCUUGGCUCGUCGACAUUCUCAAGGGUCGUGAACCCCCACGCGCUCCGCGAGUGUCUCGUCCAGCACACAGGAAAGUCACGCAGCCCAAAGAUGCGACGGUUUCCGAUGAAGAUGGUGAGGUGAUCACCAGCGAUUCCGAACCGAGUGAAGACGAUUUCGAUUUCAUUGUUCCCAACACUGUCGACUCUGAGCCUGAUCAGAGGGGCCCUUCUCCCGAGGCGGAUGCCAGCCAGCCUAUGGACUUGGACACGCCAGAACCCGAAGAGAAAGCUGCUGCUGCUUCGCCGGCGCCCAAAAUGGAAUUCUCGUCUCCGAGCAAGAGUGUUGUUAUCGACCUAACUCAGCCCAGUGGACCCAGAUUGCGCCCAGACAAGAAUGUCGAGUACAUCGAUCUGGUCACGCCCGAGAAACCUCGCCAACCAAGGCCUCCUGGUACAUCAAGCCAAAGCCCUCAGGAACUGGAUCCUUCUUCCGACGAAUGGGAUCUUCCCUUCGACCAGCCGGAGGCAAUAGGUGCCGUUUCUUGUAGGAAAUGGGCAAAACGAAAGGACCACCGCCGCUUGACCAUAUGUUUUCUCUGGAGGCGGCAGGAGCCGUGGAGAGACGUCAUCUUCGAGCUUAUCAAGGCUGAGAGCCCCGAUAACUUGUGGCAGGAAUUCGUCUCUUCCGUGCUGGAUUCGGAUGAAGCUGAGGAAGAAGCCGAGGAAGGCAACACACUCGAUCCCAAGGUUAUCAUCCCCCGGCUGUUCUGGCAGUAUGCAUUCUGCAAGUAUCGCCGCAAGCUCUUCAAGAUCGAAUCGUCCGCCUUUUCCGACGUUUUAGACAUGAAGGAGGAGUUCGACGAGUUUUGCGAUUUCCUCCGGCAACACGUCAUUCCGCAUUUCCCGGCGAGCGCCAUGUCCCCAGACGACGAUAUGCUUUCAGACGUCGACGAAGAGGACGCAGAGGACGCUGACGGGGACAGAGCUUCCGCCUCGCCGUCCAAGCAGGCCCAGAAGCGGAAGCGACGCUUCGUCAUGGACCAGCAGGCCAAAGAUUGGCGAGAAUCCGACAAGAGACGUGUCGAGGAACAGGAGGAACGGCGCAGGCAACUGCAGGCAAGACUAGCUUCCUCCUCCGCCAUCUCGAGAGACAAGUCCCGCCUUAUCAUCAACACCAGCAAAGAGGGCGACGACGACAGAGGCCUUAUCUACGUGCAUGAGCACGUUGCGCCGAAGAUCAAGGACCACCAGAUCGAGGGCGUGCGCUUCAUGUGGAACCAGAUCGUCGUCGGUCAAGGCUGCCUGCUGGCGCAUACGAUGGGACUUGGCAAAACGAUGCAGAUCGUCACUCUCCUCGUCACCAUUGCCGAAGCGUCUAGAUCCCCAGAGCCGGCUAUACGUUCGCAGAUCCCGGAGCGGCUGAGGCAAUCGAAGACACUUGUCCUGUGCCCCUCGGGCCUCGUGGACAACUGGAUGGACGAGCUGAUGAUGUGGACACCAAAGGGGUGCCUGGGGAAUUUUUUCCGGGUGGAUUCUACCAUGUCGCAAGGAGACAGAUGGCUUAUACCAAAGCGUUGGAGCUCCGAAGGCGGCGUCUUUGUCGUGGGCUACGAAAUGUUCCGAAGCAUCAUUGACGACGAGGAGAUCGACAAGAUAUUCACCGAGGAGCCGAACAUAGUCGUGGCGGACGAGGCGCAUCGUAUGAAGAACCCGAACUCCACACUCCACGUCGCCGCCGCGCGGUUCCGUACGAAGUGCCGCCUUGCACUCACCGGAUCUCCGCUCGCCAACAACGUCCAGGAGUUCUAUGCCAUGAUUGACUGGGUCGCUCCUAGGUACCUCGGCCCAGCAAAGGAGUUUAAGAACGUCUAUUCCGAGCCGAUUCACACGGGGCUCUGGGGGGACAGCACGCCUUAUCAGUUCCGCAAGGCGAAGAAGAUGCUGGCGGCGCUCGAGAGGACUGUGGCGCCCAAGACGCACCGGUUGACGAUCAAGGCCCUCGCGGGCGAACUGCCGGAAAAGAAGGAGUUUGUGAUUUCGGUGCCGCUCACCGACCUCCAGGAGAAGCUUUACAAGCUCUUCAUCGAUCGCAGCCAGGACGAAGGCGGCGCGAUGAAGACGUUUGCCAGGAUGAGCUGCCUGAGUCUUCUGUGCAACCACCCUCGGAUUUUCUACGAGAAGGUGUUGCAGGAGAAGAAAGAACAGGAAGCGAAAAAGGGAUCGGCUGGGCACGGCUCGGGCUCGGGCUCGGGCUCGGGAGGGGGAGGUUCUGCGUCCAUGUCCUUGGCGUUCAUGACCGAGUGCGCCAAGGUCCUGAAGCGCCAGGUGGACCUGGGCAGCAUUGAUCUCUCGUGGAAGGUGAAGAUGCUCGUCACCAUCCUGGACCAAUGCCGCCGGAUGAAGGAGAAGGUCCUCAUCUUCAGCCAGUCGAUCCCCACGUUGGACUACUUGGACAACCUCUUCAGGCAGCAAAAGAGGCUGUUCUCCCGACUGACCGGGGACACCAACUCCUCGCUGCGGCAGAGGCUGGUGCGAGAGUUCAACGAGGGCGACAGGGAGAUCUUCCUCAUAUCCACGAAUGCGGGCGGUGUGGGGCUCAACAUCUGCGGCGCGAGCCGGGUGGUGAUCUUCGACUUCAAGUUCAACCCCGUCAGCGAACAACAGGCCAUCGGACGGGCGUAUCGCAUCGGGCAGACGAAGCCGGUAUUCGUGUAUCGGUUCAUCGCGGGCGGCACCUUCGAGCAGCGUCUUCAGCACACGGCGGUUUUCAAAAUGCAGCUCUCGUCGCGCGUGGUCGACCAGGAGAACCCGAAGCGCUGGUCCCAGAAGCUGGGGGAGUUCUUGAAACACUACGAGGAACCGCCGCAAGAGACCCUGGUUCCGUUUCGAGGGAAGGACGUCGUCCUGGACAGCCUCUUGUCCAACCCGACGCUUAGGAACGUGGUCAGGUCUAUCGUCCUGACUGACACUUUCGAGGAAGAAGAUCCUAACGAUAUCGACCUGGACUCGGAGGAGAAGAAGGAGGUCGAAAACAUGAUUCGUAUGAACCAGAUCCGAGAGAGCGACCCGGAGGAGUACCGGCGGCUGGAGAUGGAGCUUGAGCAGAGAGAGCGGCAGUUGCAGUAUGGCGCCAUGGCCAACCCUAGUGGCGGGGUAUUCGGGCAGCCGGCAGGUGGCCCCUUGAUGGCGAGCACGAUUCCACUCGGCCAUCCGUCCACGCUUGGAACCGCGGCUGCGGCUGCGGCUGCGGCUCCUGGUCCCGGUCCCGGUCCCGGGCCCCUGAGCAUGAUACAGAGACGCGUUGCGACGCCGUUGAGCGGUAUACUGAAACGGGCCCUCGGACUUCCUAUCGAUGGUACUGUACAGAGCGGCGUUGGGACGCCAAGUGACAUUCCCAGCCAAGCCCCCGAACCCCAACCGGGACCAGGAUCUCCGCCGCAAAUGACGAUGACAGCGGCCGGAACACCACCAACCGGACCAGCACCAUCGCCGCUCGCCAUGCCCAUAGCAGGGAGGAACACGUCCAUGUCGGCGCGGCAAGACGACUCCUGGGCGAGUCGCAGCACGCCGCUCAAGGCACCGGCCGCGGCUUCGCGUUCCCCGGAAGCACCGGCGUCCGGGCCUGCCGGGUCCACGCGCAAUCCCGACAUUCAGGAGCAAAUCGUCGUCUUCGAAGGCUACUUGGGCCACGCGCUACUUUUGCGCAUCGACAAGGCCGAUUACGUCCCGCCGGGGCUGGAUGUGUCCGGCGAAAGAGUGAGCGCCGUUUCGGGGUCGAUCCAGGCACUGCUGGCACCGUUGGGGAGUCUUCCCUGCCUUUCGCAGUGGAAGUCGCUCAACAAGCUGGCUAGUAAAUCUAGGAGAUUUACCGUGGCGCUGCUUAGCGGGCUCGUGGCCCCCGACUUUGCCGCCAAGGCGCUCGACGAGGAUCUGCAACAGCGCGUGGAGACGCUGGAGCAGAUGGAUGCGGCCGAGUUCCGAGAUGAAGCGGGCAAGGCGAUGCAACGGCCACAGGAUCCAAAUAACCUCGGACACGUACUGCAUCGGUCGGCCAGCGUCACGGAAGCGGAAGGGACGAGGAGGAACCCCCAGGCGGAGGAAGAUCUGCAGGUGAUGCGUGAGCUUGCGGCUCGUCGGCAACGACGCCAGCCCAAGUUGCCGUCAUGGGCGAACCGCGCGGUUGAGGACCAACAGUGAGACGGAUGAUUUUUUGGGUGGCGCCGGGCUAGUAGGACGGGCAUGCAAAGAGGAAAGGGGUCUGGGGGACACGUUGGUGCAACGGAGGGGCGCAAUGUGGUUCUUCCAUGGAAUGAUUUCUUGCUUCGCUGCGCAUAGCUUUAGGAUGGCGAGGGCGUUCAGGGAAGAGGGCAAUGAUUGGCCGCGGUUGUAUCUAGAUACCCGUUUUUUCAUUCCAGUUAAGUGGAUAAUACUCGGCGCGCGUAGCUGAAUGUACACUAGGAUGUGGCGUUGGGAAUUGUCCAUCACUUACCUAUUUAAAAGUUGAGGAUCGGAAGAUCAGAGGCGGGAGGUUUAGGAGAUGGAAGAAUAUCGAAAAUACGUUGUACACGUGUAAUUACACGGUAGAUGGACUUUCGAGAGGAUUCGUCCAGAACAUUGUCCAUCUGACUAAUAAGAAGACGUUCAUUGUCUCCCGUGCCUCGGCGGAAAAAGAUGACUAAAGAUUGAACUGAUG
Sodiomyces alkalinus F11 is the source of this 6474-nucleotide messenger RNA. RefSeq lists its product as hypothetical. The transcript has 3 exons. The record is from RefSeq and is a predicted model, not a curated record. Bases 345 to 5978 code for a protein of 1877 amino acids. NCBI's taxonomy places the organism in Eukaryota, Fungi, Ascomycota, Sordariomycetes, Glomerellales, Plectosphaerellaceae. Gene Ontology annotation, molecular function: ATP hydrolysis activity; ATP-dependent chromatin remodeler activity; ATP binding. Gene Ontology annotation, cellular component: nucleus.